AUGUUAUUGCCUGCAGAUGGCCUGAAAACAAUUGAAGGGAGGAUUGAAGUAGGAAAUCUGAUUCUCUUCAAUAAGUCUCUGGUGUUUGAAGUUCAGGGAGUAAGGAGGUACGCUUCAUUCUUUGACAUGUUGGAGGCAGAAAGCCUUGAAAAAGUUCUUCCAGGAGUUGAAAGUGUUGAAGAAGGUGUAAAGGUCUAUCGGAGGUUUUUUACAGGAGAGAAGGAACGUGAAAAUGGUGUUUUUGCAAUCAUUUUUUCAAAACCUGCCCUUCAACUUUACAUAUCUCUGGCUAGCUUAUUUUCUGUGGGUUCACUUUCUUGUGAAACACUGAAACCAUAG
Lotus japonicus is the source of this 339-nucleotide messenger RNA. RefSeq lists its product as uncharacterized. NCBI's taxonomy places the organism in Eukaryota, Viridiplantae, Streptophyta, Magnoliopsida, Fabales, Fabaceae. The transcript has 4 exons. The record is from RefSeq and is a predicted model, not a curated record. The coding region runs from base 1 to 339 and encodes 112 amino acids.